AUGGGAUUGUCCGGGAGGAAAGUCAAGCAGCGCAUACCGGCAGACCCUAGGAAUCUGUCGUGGGCCAACGAUGCGAACAAGUUUGGGACGGCGUAUCUUGAAAAGUUCGGGUGGAGCUCGUCUGCGGGCCUGGGGCCGGCGGGCGAGGGGCGCACGAAGCACAUCUCGGUGUACCAGAAGCUGGACAUGCUGGGGAUCGGCGCGGACCACAAGAACAGCGCGGACGGGACGGCGUGGAAGCAGGGGCGGGAUUUUGAGAACUUGUUGCAGCGGUUGAACGGGGCGGGCGGGGCGGAGGGGGCGGCGGUGAAGGUGGACGGGUUCGUCAGACCGUCUGCACAGGAGGAGAGUGCAGAGACGGUGGGCGAGGACGAUGCGAAACCCGGCAAAAGCAAGAAGAGGAAACACGCGGAGGCGGAUGGACAGCCCGACUCGGGCAGGGAGAAGAAGAAACACAAAGAGGAGGAGCGCAAGGAGCGCAAGCGGCGGAAGGAGAAACAACGAGCGACUGACGACCAGACAAAGGACACAGACGCGUCCGCCCCGCCCGCGUCGUCGUCGUCGCCGAGCUCCUCUCGAGCCACGGACCGCGCGCAGCGAGCCCCAGUCGCUGUGCCUCGUCCUCGUCCGCUGCGCGCCCACCGCGCGCGCCACAUCGCAUCCAAGAGCCUCGCGUCGAAAAACGCGGUCGCCAUUUCGGAGAUCCUGGGCAUCGCACCCUCCGCCGCAACCACAGCAGGUGCCUCUGCGUCGCCCGCGCCAUCUGUGCCGCCCGCGUCGGGCACCGCACUGGGUAGCGCCGCGCCGCUGCAGGAGCUGACGACGUCGUCGAAGAGCGUCAUGGACUACUUCCGCGAGAAGCUCGCAGCGAAGAGCGCCCAGGGUCCGGCGCCCGCCGCGCUGGACGACUGGGACGAGCCCAGGGGCGGUCUAGGGUCGUCGGCUCUCCGGCGGGCGGGAGCGGAGUCUGCUGGCGCGGAGGGGCGCGCAGGGCUCGGCGCGUUCAGGGCAGCGGCGCUUGUCUCUGAGGAGCCGGAGGAGCCGGUGGCGGGCGGGGACGCCGUGCGCGAGCGGCGGAAGAAAAGGAAGAGGGACAAGGCAGCGCGGCGGGAGGAGGCCGCGUCUGCGGACGGCGUGGACGGCACGCGGGGGCUGGCGGAGGCGUCGCCGGAAGAGAAGAAGAGGAAAAAGAAAAAGAAAAAGAAAAAGAAAGGUGAGAAACGCGAGGACGCAGGGAAGAAGCCAAGUGGGAAGGAAGACAGGUCGUAG
Messenger RNA from Fibroporia radiculosa, 1269 nucleotides. RefSeq lists its product as uncharacterized. Bases 1 to 1269 code for a protein of 422 amino acids. Gene Ontology annotation, molecular function: nucleic acid binding. The transcript has 3 exons. Lineage: Eukaryota; Fungi; Basidiomycota; Agaricomycetes; Polyporales; Fibroporiaceae. The record is from RefSeq and is a predicted model, not a curated record.